Molecule: messenger RNA, 4058 nt
Organism: Manihot esculenta (cassava)
Lineage: Eukaryota; Viridiplantae; Streptophyta; Magnoliopsida; Malpighiales; Euphorbiaceae
Product: 4-coumarate--CoA ligase 2
Exons: 3
Coding region: 94-1395 (433 amino acids)
Molecular function (GO): CoA-ligase activity
Source: RefSeq, a predicted model, not a curated record
UGUAUAUUACCUCAACCAAAACUCAAAACCUACCAUAGUAAGCAAAACAAAACUCCCACAAUCUCAUUUCUCUCUCUCUCUCUCUCUUCGGCAAUGGAGGCCAAGAAUGAUCAGCGAGAAUUCAUUUUCCGCUCCAAGCUCCCAGAUAUCUACAUCCCAAAUCACCUUCCCCUACACACUUAUUGCUUCGAAAACAUUACCCAAUUCAAAGAUAAUCCCUGCUUGAUUAAUGGCCCCACCGGGGAUAUCUACACUUACGCCGACGUUGAACUCAAAUCACGUAAAGUCGCCGCCGGCCUCCACAAGUUAGGUAUCCAACAAGGCUAUGUUAUUAUGCUGUUGCUCCAAAACUCCCCCGAGUUUGUAUUUGUAUUUCUUGGUGCAUCAUAUCGUGGUGCUAUUAGCACAACCGCCAACCCCUUUUACACUCCGACGGAGAUCGCUAAACAAGCAACUGCAUCGAAGGCGAAGUUGAUAGUAACACAAGCAGUUUACGCUGAGAAAGUGAAGCAAUUCGCUAAAGAAAAUGAUAUAAAGAUAAUAACAAUUGAUUCACCACCAGACGGUUGUUUACACUUCUCAGAAUUGACAGAAGCCGACGAGAAUGAUAUUCCCGGAGUCAAGAUUAACCCCGACGAUGUGGUGGCGCUUCCAUAUUCAUCGGGGACUACUGGUUUACCGAAAGGAGUGAUGUUAACACAUAAAGGACUUAUCACUAGCGUGGCACAGCAAGUUGACGGAGAUAACCCAAAUCUUUAUUUUCAUAAGAAGGAUGUGAUUCUUUGUGUAUUGCCAUUGUUUCAUAUCUAUUCUCUGAAUUCUGUUUUGCUUUGUGGGCUAAGAGUUGGUUCUGCCAUUUUAAUCAUGCAAAAGUUUGAGAUCAUUUCAUUAAUGGAGCUUGUACAAAAAUAUAAAGUUUCAAUAGCUCCAUUCGUGCCUCCGAUCGUUCUGGCGAUUGCGAAGAGUCCAGUGGUUGAUCAAUAUGAUCUUUCUUCCAUUCGAACGGUGAUGUCCGGUGCAGCUCCGAUGGGAAAGGAGCUUGAGGAUACUGUAAGGGCUAAGCUUCCCAAUGCAAAACUUGGCCAGGGCUAUGGAAUGACAGAGGCAGGACCAGUAUUAUCGAUGUGUCUGGCAUUUGCAAAGGACCCUUUUGAGAUUAAAUCAGGCGCUUGUGGAACCGUCGUGAGAAACGCCGAGAUGAAGAUCGUCGACCCUGAAACCGGGAACUCACUGCCGCGAAAUCAAGCCGGUGAGAUUUGCAUUAGGGGUAGUCAAAUCAUGAAAGAUGCAACGCAAAAGAUUGUCAAGAGUGCAGUUCACCACUUCAGUUUGGCCAUCAGUUUGAGGAUGACCAGCAUUGUUGUAUCGAAGUUCAAUCCCAAAUCGCUUCCAUAAAUUCACCCAAAAGUGAGCUACAAACUUCACAUUUAUGUCAGAAGUAAUGGUCUUAGGAAUGCCAUGUAAAUGAAAAACCUCCUGGAAAAAAUAAUUUUGUGGGCCUCCAACGGACGUCGUAAGUAAAAAUUAAGUCCAGUUCAAGUCUUUCAUAAAAUCCAAGUUUAAUUGCUUCGCAUCAUUCCCUUCCACUUGUAAAGAACUCAACUUCGAGUUGUCAUCAGCAGGGUAGUAUUACAACAGAUCUGCCUCAUUAAACGUCUUGAAAUUUUUCAUAUUAUCUAGGAGGUCAAGAACAUAGGCAUUAUCAUUAAUCUUCUGAACAAUCCGAAAUGGACCAAUCUUUUUUAGGUCAAACUUUUUAUGUCUCCCACCAUGUUCUUUGUGUAAAUACACCAUAACAUGAUCACCGACAUUAAAGGACUUGAAACACCUAUAUUUAUCAGCUGCAGUUUUAUACUUGUCGUUGGUUUGUGUAAGACAUUGUUGUAUAUGUUUAAAAAUGUUCACAUGCUAAUUUGCUAAGUUGUUUGCUGUAAUACUAUUAUGAAAACUUGUGGGAAGGGUAAUAAAUUCAACUGUAUGUGGUGAAAUUUUUUCGUAUAAAACUGCAAAUAAUGACAUCUUUAUAGAGCUAUAGACAGAACUGUUGUAAACAAAUUCUGCUUGGACAAGAGCAAGAUUCCAAGCAGUUUUGUUAAUACUGCAGAUGCAACGCAAAAGAUUGUCAAGAGUGCGGUUCACCACUUCAGUUUAACCAUCAGUUUGAGUAUGACCAGCAUUGCUGUAUCGAAGUUCAGUCUCAAAUCGCUGCCAUAAAGUCACCCAAAAGUGAGCUACAAAAUUCAUAUCUAUGUCAGAAGUAAUGGUCUUAGGAAUGCCAUAUAAACGAACAAUCUCCUGGAAAAAACAGUUUUGUAGGCCUCCAACGGAAGUCGUAAGCAAAAGUUACGUACAGUUCAAAUCUUCCAUAACACUGUAGAUGCAACGUAAAAGAUUGUCAAGAGUGCGGUUCAUCAUUUCAGUUUGACCAUUAGUUUGAGGAUAACCAGCAUUGCUAUAUCGAAGUUCAGUCUCAAAUCGCUGCCAUAAAGUCACCCAAAAGUGAGCUACAAAAUUCAUAUCUAUGUCAGAAGUAAUGGUCUUAGGAAUGCCAUGUAAACGAACAAUCUCCUAGAAAAAAAUAAUUUAUGGGCCUCCAACGGACGUCGUAAGCAAAAGUUAAGUCUAGUUCAAGUCUUCCAUAAAAUCCAAGUUUAAUUGCUCCGCAUCAUUCCCUUCUACUUGUAAAGAACUCGACCUCAAGUUGUUAUCAACAAGGUAGUAUUGCAACAAAUUUGCCACGUUAAACAUCUUGAAAUUUUUCAUAUAAUCUGGGAGGUCAAGAACAUAAGCAUUAUCAUUAAUCUUCUGCAUAAUCCGAAAUGGACCAAUCUUCUUUCGAUUAAGCUUUUUAUAUCUACCACCAUGUUUCUUGUGUAAAUACACCAUAACUUGAUCACCGACAUUAAAAGACUUGAAACGCCUAUAUUUUUCAGCUGCAGUUUUAUACGUGUCGUUGGCUUCCGUAAGACAUUGUUAUAUCUGUUUGAAAACGUCCACAUACUAAUUUGCCAAGUUAUUUGUUGUAAUACUAUUAUGAAAACCUGUGGGAAGGGCAAUAAAGUCAACUUUAUGCGCUGAAAUUUAUCUGUAUAAAACUGCAAAUGGUGACAUCUUUGUAGAGUUGUGGAUUGAACUGUUGUAAGCAAAUUCUGCUUGGUUAAGAGCAAGAUCCCAAGCAGUUUUCUUAACACUACAAAUGCAAUGCAAAAGAUUGUCAAGAGUGCAAUUACUUUAGUUUGGCCACCAGUUUGAGGAUGACCAAUACUGUUGUAUCGAAGUUCAGUCCCAAAUCGCUUUCAUAAAGUCACCCACAUCUAUGUCAGAAGUAAUGAUCUUAGGAAUGCCAUAUAAAUGAAUAACCUCCUGAAAAAAAUAGUUUUACAAUCUGAGAAGUAAUAUUAGUCUUCUUGCACGGAAUGAAAUGCGCUAUUUUAGAGAACUUGUCAAUGACAAUAAAAAUGGAAUCAGAUUCAUAUUGAGUACGUAGAAGACCAAGAACAAAAUCUAUAGAUAAGUCCUCCCAAGGGUAUUCUGAAAUAGGUAAUGGAGUGUAUAAGUCCAUAUUCUGCGAAUGACCCUUUCGAGUUUGACAAACUGGGCACUUCUAUACCAUCAAACCUGUAUUCUUUUUUAACUGUGCCUAAUAAAAAUGCUCCUCUAAACCAGAAAUAGUCUUAUGACGCCCCAAAUGACCACUGAAAUCUCCACCAUGGACCUCUCGAAUUAAUUUUUCCUACAGAGAAGAAUGAGGAAUGCAUAACCUGUUCUUCUUAAAGAGAAAUCCAUCAUGUAUCGAAAACCUAUUAGCAGGCUAAUGAGCUUGGACCUUCGCCCAUAUAUCAGCAAAAUCAUUAUUUGCAGCAUACAAAUUCUUCAAAAAUUCAAACCCCGUGACUUCCUGACUAAUUAUAAUCAACGAAGCAGCCCUCAUACUGAAAGCGUUUGCUACCUUGUUUGUAACGACCCGAAAAUCGGACCGCUACCGGCGCUAGGAUCCAGGUCGGCUUAAGGCCGCCGGGACCCGUAGCAAGCCUGACAUACAACCUGAAAACCUGUUU